UUCCUUUCGUGCAUAUGUCAUUUGUUUUAUAUUUCUAGGUGUUGGUGCAGCUUGGAGAUAGAACAAUAAAGAUUGAUAAUGUCAGGAAGCUUAUUUGGGAGAAUUGCCUUCUAUCCAACAUUGUAUUAUAACAAACUUAUGACAAAGAUAACAAACAGGCAAUGGUACAACAGAAUUGAUGAAACAGUUGUAUUGGGUGCUCUCCCCUUGAAGGAAAAUAGUAAAAAGCUUGUUGAGGAUGAGAAUAUUAAAGGUGUGAUCAGUUUGAAUGAAGACUGGGAAAUGAAAGGCAUGAUUCCAACAGAAAAGGAAUGGAAGGAUCUUGGUGUGGACCAGUUAUUCCUACAAACAGUAGAUUAUGUAGGGACCCCUACACAGGAGAAUAUAAACAAAGCUGUACAAUUUAUUAUGAAAUAUAGAAAGAGGGAAGAGAGUGUAUAUGUUCACUGUAAAGCUGGCAGAACCAGAAGUACAACUAUAGUAGCAUGUUAUUUAGUUCAUGUAAAUAAAUGGACGCCUGAUGAAGCUGUAGAAUUUAUCAAAACUAAGAGAUCUCAUGUGUGGUUACGUGAUAAACAAAUUCAGUCUAUUCAUACUUAUUUUGAAAACCAGAACUCAUUUUCUGAAAAUACUGCAGGAUCUUGAUAUCACAUGAUCAAUUUAGCUGAUUAUUUCUAUGGACAGUUUAUCGUGCAUUGAUUAGUCAAGAUUGGAAGUCAUAAUUCUAUUUGCUUGUGUUCGCAGAUUUUAUUACAUUUACAGAAUCAUUAAUGCGGAAAUAAGUUAUGU
Mytilus trossulus (common blue mussel) is the source of this 789-nucleotide messenger RNA. Its product is annotated as phosphatidylglycerophosphatase and protein-tyrosine phosphatase 1-like. The record is from RefSeq and is a predicted model, not a curated record. Gene Ontology annotation, biological process: protein dephosphorylation. Gene Ontology annotation, molecular function: phosphatidylglycerophosphatase activity; phosphatidylinositol-4,5-bisphosphate 5-phosphatase activity; protein tyrosine/serine/threonine phosphatase activity. The transcript has 4 exons. Lineage: Eukaryota; Metazoa; Mollusca; Bivalvia; Mytilida; Mytilidae. Bases 79 to 645 code for a protein of 188 amino acids.